Botrytis cinerea B05.10 is the source of this 3290-nucleotide messenger RNA. RefSeq lists its product as hypothetical. The transcript is spliced from 2 exons. The coding region runs from base 1048 to 2253 and encodes 401 amino acids. NCBI's taxonomy places the organism in Eukaryota, Fungi, Ascomycota, Leotiomycetes, Helotiales, Sclerotiniaceae. The record is from RefSeq and is a predicted model, not a curated record.
GCCUACUUCUACCUGCUCUCUCUCACCUCCUCUUAUGCUCCGUCUCCCUCUACCCUACUUCUGCUAACUCUCAACUCUUAACCUUACCCUCACCUCAUCACCUAGUAUUUAAUCGUCCUUUCGCCCGCCCCAGAGAGAGAUCGGACCUUGUAAUCAUUUCUAAUCCUUUCUCAACGCACACAUUCCAGACCUUUCCCCGUAUCCAUCCAGACCCAUAUCCAUCACCUCCGACCUCCCAGUGUGCAUCCUCACACCAUUCCGCACGACUUGACGCUUUUUUUCCUUUUGAUUCCUUUUUUUCUAAUAAUAAUAAUUCAAAACAGAGUAGCAUUCGUUACUUUGCCUGCAUAUGACAUUCUCACUAUCUCCACGGCUUUAAUCCACUUCUUCACCCCACUGCCACUGCCACUACCACCACCACUACCACCACCACCACUACCACCACCACCACAUCCACUUCAAACUCCAGGCGUCUAGAUCGUCUAGCCUCUCUCAACUCGACUCGACUUGUUCUAUCCGCCUACUCACUCUCCUCUGCUCUGCAAACUACAAAACAUUUGUGUACCACCCAAAUUCGCUGUAACAACACCUCGCCACCUCGCAUCUCUUAUUAUUAUUAUUUUUAUUUCCAACAAAAAGAAGCACCGAUUUCUUUCUUGUGGUUGAUUGUCUCUUUCGCCCUUAUUUAUCCCAUCCAUCGACCCAUUCAACAAGGUUCGGUUCGCUUACCGAUCCACGACCCCCUCAUCCCAGUAUCCGCAAUCGACCUCGAAAUCGAUCUGAUAUUCGACCUCACAACCGAUCUGGGAUUCUGAGUCAAGUCAGCAUUAAAAUCGAACAUUUCCUAAGAGGAAAGACCAGCCGAGUUUUCCAUCAAUCGGAACUUCGUCCAUACAUAGCAUAUAUUCUCCUCGUCACCUAUAUUUCACACGGGUACCAUCCCGAUUACUCUCACGCAGUUUGACACGAGGAAGCACCAAAUAUUCUUGAUAUCCGAUUUUGGUAUUUUGUAAAAACAACAUCAACCCCCAGCGAUUAUUAGCAAACAUGGUCAAAGAAAAGAAGAUGAGUGCCGGAAAGGUCGAGAAACCCUAUUCUAAUAAAACCCCCAAAACCAAUCUGGAGAAGAUGUCUCACAAAGAGCGUGCAUUUAUUGCUGCCGCCAAUAGAAAUGAUCGUCCCGAUGUCAAGGGUCGAAUGAAGUCCGCUAGAGAGGCGUCAAAUCUGCACCGCGAGAGAACCGGUCGAGGACUUAAACUUUCAGAGGACAUUGUCAUGUCUGGAAAUCUGGGUGAGGAGGAGGAAAGCCCAAUGCGAGUCCUUCAGAGACGUCAUUGGAAUCCCAUGUAUAACCCAGUUCCAAUCCCCAUCACCCAAACUGAGCUCAUGCAACAUUUGCACGACAACCCGGCAAUCGCAAACAACAUUUUGGCUUUGAUUGAAGGCGCUCAAGGCCUUCGUCCCAAGGAGCAGGUCGACCCGGUCGAGCCUCAAAUGGCGAUGGAGAUGUCAUUAUUUGUACAAAGCGUUCAUCAAUUAUCAUCGCAAAAUGCUAAUCUGCCCGGGAGAAUGCCUCAAGAUAUACCAACACCCCCAGGAACAUUAAGUCGCAAAACCAGUUAUGGCCCAAAUAUGCCAACGCCACCACAGGAUCAAAGCAUGUCAUCGCCAUCGGGGGACCCAAUUAUGGCAUCGUCACCAAUGUUAAACAAUGAGCCAAACAUGGCUGCUCCUCCAAUGGAACAACACCCCAAGAGGCGACACACAAGCUUUGGACAAGAUGGAACAUUGUACGAAAUGCCAGGCUACAAUCGCAAUACCGGACCUCAAUUCAUGGGCCGAAGUUCCAGCACUCCCGGAACCCUAACACCCUGUGCGCCUUUUGAACACGACUCGAUGAUUCAGAACGCAAGACCCCAAAGUCAGAUGAAUCCAAUGCAUCAAAAUCAUAUGCUUCGAAGCCCAGAGCCCCAACAUCACAUGAACCAAGUUCAUCAGAGUCCCAUAGGCUGGUUUGAGAAAAGUCAAGCGCCUUCUCAAGUAAAUCAAAUGUCUUCUCAGCAGACGAAUCAAAUGCCCACGCAGUGGAAUCAGGAAAGAUCAUUACUCGACAUGUCUUAUACGUCUCAUUUCCUUCCCAGUCAAACAUCAACAAAUGCGGUUGAAAAUCACCACUAUAACCAAUUUGCGCAACCGAGCACAGAUGACAAGUUUUUCGCCGACAUGAUCGAUUUCAACGGUGGUGGACGUUGAAAAAAACUGUAUAUCGACUUGAGGAUUGGGGGUGUAUGUGAGAUGAUGUAAUUAUAUAAUGAUUGGAAGGUGUUUUGUCGAUAUUUGAAUUUGGAAGGCGAGAGGCAUGGUAUGGCGAUAUUGCCUGGUUGGUUUUUUUUUUUUUGAGGGGGGUUUUUUUUGGGGACAUGAAUACGAUUAUGGCGAAAAAUGGGAUUAACGGAUUAACGGGUUAAACGGAUGGUUCACCUAAAGAGCGAGGUGUUCAAAAUUAUCAUACACGCAUAUACCCAUGAUACACGGAGUUGGGGAUUAUUUCUUAUUGGGGGUCAGUCAGAAUAGACUGAGUGGGAAGAAGGGGAGAAGAGGAGAAGAGGGAGGUAAUCAAAAUGGUCCGGUUGGUUGGUCGGUUCAUGAAUGUGAAGGUGACGACGACGACGACUAUGAUUACUGAGUUCUUCUGGUUUAUACCUUUUAUCUUUAUCUCUUAUUUUAUUAUUAUUAUUGCAGUACACAGACACAACUCUUCUUUUUAAUAUUGUAAUAUUAUGUUAAAUUUUACGUUGAGAUGAUUUUGAUUUUGAUUUUGAUUUUGAUUUUGAUUUUGAUUUUGAUUUUGAUUUUGAUUUUGAUUUUGAUUCUCAUUGAGCUGGGUUUAGACAUAGCGUAACUUUCUUUCAUAUCAUGUACCAUGAACUAUAUAAACUAUGUGUUCUAAUAUUCAAAUUUGAAAAAAAAAAAAAAAAAAAAGUCAACACAUGGGAUGGAUAUUUCAUGCAUUUUCACAUCUUGACGGAAAUCGUAGGGAGUUGAUAAGUUAUUAGUGGUUGUAGUUGUAGUUAUAAUCGAUAGUUAUUGUGAUGUGAUGUGUUUAUUAUUGUAGUGUUUUAUCUUAUAUUAUACAAGCUUUUUCUCAACCCUUCGUAGCUAAAAAUAACAACAGCCUCGCUAGCACUCUCCGUAGUUAUUUUUAACACCACUCAGAACCUACACCUACACUCGUACUACACAGCUUUUAGAAUCCUAGGGAUAAAUAAGAUUUAUAUUCCUAUAUUCCA